Molecule: messenger RNA, 3831 nt
Organism: Penicillium longicatenatum
Lineage: Eukaryota; Fungi; Ascomycota; Eurotiomycetes; Eurotiales; Aspergillaceae
Product: non-ribosomal peptide synthetase
Exons: 1
Coding region: 1-3831 (1276 amino acids)
Molecular function (GO): phosphopantetheine binding
Source: RefSeq, a predicted model, not a curated record
AUGGGCAUCGAUAUUAAGAAAGACCUCGUGGAGCUCUUCGCUCACCAGGUCCGUGCUACUUCUGAUGCUAUUGCGUUGGAAGAUGACACAAUCAUGUAUACAUAUGGCGAGCUUGACAAAGAGGCCAAUGGUCUCACCCAUCGCCUCCUCGGCUACGGCGUGGAAAGGGACCGACUGGUCGGAGUGCUUCUUCCGCGUAGUGCAAACUAUGUGAUCGCCUGCAUUGCCGCUCUUAGAGCAGGCGGAGCAUUCCUCGUCCUGGAGUCUGCUUAUCCGCCAGACCUUUUGGCCGAUGUGAUUGAUGAUGCCAAACCUGUGGUUAUUGUCACCUCGAAAUCAGAGAGUGUUAAGAUCAAGACUGAUGUACCGCUUUUGAUCAUCGACGAUGACCCUGGCGUUAAUGAAGAUACAGAGGGCAGGAAUGCUUAUCCUUACAUCUCGGAAGCGCAAGGCGAUCACAGUCGGCUUGCCUUCGUGGCUUAUUCCUCUGGGACUACUGGCAAGCCCAAGGGAAUUGCAAACCCGCACCAGGCGGCUGUCUUGUCCUACAACCUCAGAUUCGACGUGCAGGAUGUACAGCCAGGCGACCGUGUGGCUUGCAACGUGUUCUUUGUUUGGGAAAUUCUGCGGCCAUUGAUCCGAGGCGCGACAGUGGUAGCUGUCCCUGACGAAGUGAGCUAUGACCCAGCCGCGCUUGUCGACCUACUAUCGUCUCAACGCAUCACCGAAACUCUCAUGACGCCUACCCUCCUGGCCGCAGUCCUCUCUCGCCACCCCAAUAUUGGCACUCGUCUUCCGGAUCUGCGAACCUUAUGGCUAAAUGGUGAGGUUGUUACAACCGACUUGGCCGCUCGUGCUAUCAAAGCCCUUCCCAACACUCGCUUGCUCAACUGCUAUAGUACGUGUGAAGCACAUGAGAUUGCCUGUGGCGAUAUCCGUGAUAUGUUCGAUAAAGACGCUACAUAUUGCCCGGUCGGAACUCCCCUCUACCCAGACCUAAUUUACAUACUCGAUGAGAAGGGCCACCGCGUAGAAGAGGGGAUCAGGGGUGAACUCUUCAUUGGAGGACCCCAGCUUGCUCGUGGGUACUUGAACCGUCCAGAAACAACCGCCAAAUAUUUCAAGGAUGAUAUCUUUAACUCAGCACCGGGGGCUCGUAUGCAUAAGUCGGGAGAUCUGGCAAGAGUCCUUCCAAGUGGAUAUCUCGAGAUCACCGGACGGGUGAGCGGAAUGAUCAAGCUUCGUGGAUAUUCUGUUGUCCCUGGACAAGUUGAGAAAGAGAUUGUGAGAAACUUCGCCGUCAGCCAUUGUGCAGUCAUCGCUCACGGCGAAGGCCUGGAACGACAAUUAGUCGCUUACUUUGUUCGAGACAAGAACGAUUGUGAGAACCGACCGACAAUAGAAAUCAAUGAGUCGGGCCAUAGUCCUGUGGCACGAAGGACACUGCUACCUUUCUUGGCUCAUUACAUGAUUCCGGCCAUUUGGGUUGAGAUGGACGAAUUCCCAACUCAUGAAGUCUCCGGAAAGGUUGACCUGAAGCGACUGCCUCCUCCCCGAGCUCCUCGGUUAGUGAAUGGAAUCGGGACAAAGGAAGACUCAAUUCGCAUGGAAGAUGUUGCUGCUAUCUGGGAGGCUGUUUUGAAAACACCCAAAGCUACUCUGAGAGCUAGUGAUGACUUCUUCGACCUAGGUGGACAUUCACUGUCACUCGCUGACCUUUCGUCGCGCCUAUCUAAGCAUUUUGGGUUUCGUGUCCCUAUAACCCGCCUUGCAGAAAAUUCAACCUUGAAUGGCCAGUUGCUCACCGUACGCGCCGUGAGAGACGGGCACACAGCAGAAGUGCAAGCAGAUCUUCCUGCUGUACUCUGCGCAGACUCCGUACUCGAUUCCGAUAUCACGCCAUGUGAUACGAAGAUUUGUCCCAUCGAUAAGGCCACCACGAUCUUAUUGACUGGUGCUACGGGGUUUCUGGGGGCAUUUCUAUUACAUGAUCUCCUAGAAGCCACAUCGGCGAAAAUAAUAUGUCUGGUGCGCUUCACCGAUCCAAACGAUGACGACAAGCCAGCAGCAGGAGCAAGAAUACGUCGCAAUCUUCUCGAUCUAGGUCUGUGGAACGAUUCCGUCAUGGAGCGUGUCGAGGUUCUGUCAGGCAAUUUGUCUCGACGUCGCUUAGGACUAUCAUCCGACAGCUUCGAUGACCUAGCAUCCCGUGUGGAUGUGAUUGUACAUGCCGCUGCUGCAGUGAACCUUGUAUACCCGUAUGCUGCUUUGCGAAAUGCGAACGUGGGCGGGACGAGAGAAAUUCUUCGAUUGGCAUGCAAAGGCGGAGCGACCGUGCAAUACGUAUCGACUAACGGUGUCCUGCCUCCAUCGGGCGAGAAAGGUUGGGACGAGAGCGCACUACUCAGUGUCGAUGAAGUCACAGAGAAACUUCACGAUGGAUACGGACAGACAAAGUGGGUGGCUGAACAGCUCGUUCUUGAGGCAGGGCGCCGAGGUCUUCCGGUCAAGAUUUAUCGCGCGGGGACGAUUAGUAGUCACAGCGUCACUGGGGCCUCGAAUCCAUAUGAUCUUUUAACGGCUUUGAUUGUCGAGUCGAUUCAACUUGGGUACGCUCCUGCUGUGGAUGGGUGGCGAGCAGAGAUGACGCCUGUUAAUUUUACUAGCAAAGCAAUCAUUCACCUUGCGAAUCUGCCCCAUGUGGAACAGACUGUUUUCCACCUUGGUGAUCCUGAUCCUGUCAGUAUUGAUUCGGUCUUUCAUGACCUGGCUCUACUUGGUUAUCCAACGGAGCGACUGGAGUGGGAAGCUUGGAUUGCAUUGUGGACUGAAAGGAGAGGAUCGCUUCGUGGAGGCGAUGGUGCAUUUACCAUUGAUGUCCUACGAAGUGGAAUGCCAUCAGUCGGGUUCUUGGAAGGUAUCGUUGUGCUUAACAAUGCUUCUACUAGACCUUUUCGAGCGGAGAUUGAAAGGCCUAAGGUGGAUAGUGUACUCCUCGAGACUUAUACUCGCCAUUGGUUUGCUAGAGGAUGGCUUUCACACCCUCCUUCACGGCAACUUGCCCUGGGUGGCUCUGCAAAUCCUACAUGCAGAGGCCCAUUAAGCGGCCGUGUUGCAGUCAUCACGGGCGCAUCUUCCGGUAUAGGUGCUGCAGUUGCUGCAGCAUUAGCCAGAGAGGGAUGUCAUGUCGCCUUGGCUGCUCGGCGCCUCGAUUCCCUCAUAGCAAUCAAGCGCAGAUUGGUGGUUCGCGAAGGAAAAGUCAUGGUUCGACAAACAGAUGUCACAGAACGGUCUCAAGUGACAGCACUCAUGCAGGCAGCCCGUGAUGAGCUGGGUCCAAUCGACAUUCUCAUUUCUUGUGCCGGCGUGAUGUACUUCACCAUGAUUUCGAAUGCCCAAACAGACGAGUGGGAGCGCACAGUUGACGUCAACUGCAAAGGUCUUCUAAACUGCCUAUCGUCGACCGUACCCGACAUGGUAUCGCGAGGUGGGCAUAUAGUCGCAAUCUCUUCGGAUGCCGGACGCAAAGUCUUUCCUGGUCUCGGUGUUUAUUCUGCGAGCAAGUUUUUUGUUGAAGCGACAUUGCAAUCGCUGCGCCUCGAGACUGCAGGAACGGGACUGCGCGUUACAAGCAUUCAACCGGGGAACACUGCUACAGAUCUACUGGGCAUGUCUACGGAUACAGAAGCUGUGAAGAAAUAUGGGCUCCCGUCUGGAGCGAAGAUCCUUGAUCCGGAGGAUAUUGCCAACUCGAUUGUGUACGCUUUGCGUCAACCCGCGCAUGUUGCUGUUAAUGAGGUGCUAAUUGAGCCAAGAGAUGAGCCCAUUUGA